Molecule: messenger RNA, 825 nt
Organism: Symsagittifera roscoffensis
Lineage: Eukaryota; Metazoa; Xenacoelomorpha; Acoela; Convolutidae
Exons: 1
Coding region: 1-825 (274 amino acids)
Source: RefSeq, a predicted model, not a curated record
AUGACGCGGGCAGAGCAAACAGAAGAGGCGUAUCCGGACCUCAGUGCUCUGAGAAAAGAACUUGAGAAGAGACAGAGGGAGAGGAACAAGGCGAACCUCGACCGGGAUCAAGCGAAGCUUGAUAGAGACCAGGCUCAGCUGGAGAGGGACCAGGCGGUCAUCGAACGGGAUCAAACACAGAGGGUGCUUGAGAUGCUGAGGGCCGAACACCAGCAGGAACAAAGGGUGCGGGAGAAUGCCGCGAAUUGUGAACAGCUGAAGUCAGAACUGGAGAGAAUCCAGCAACGACAGCGCGAGCUCGAUAUGCAAAAGGGAGCCAGGCCCAAGGAGCGAGUGGUUACCAGCUCAAGGCCAGAGUCACGGAUGGAGGUAGACGAAACUCCCAGAUCGAGGGGUCGGUUUAACCUUGACCGCGCGGCUCGAGAACACAUGAGUGAGGGGUUGGAAGUAUGGAUACCGACUGAGUCAACGUCCUCCCUGCGCGGCCUAGAGACACAACCUAUACGCCCACUAAUGGACGUUGCACUGCCAGGGUAUACCCCGAGCUCAACCCCGAGCGGCAGUCAGGUGAGCGGCAGCUCGUCACGUCUAAAGGAAUUGAACGAGAGACUACAGCUAAGAAGUCGUGAGAGUUCAGGAAGACCGGAGCUUCCCUUGAGCUGGAGGGAGCAACCGAUCAGGAGUGUGAUGAUCUCAAGCUAUAAGAAGAACACAGAAGGCAGGUACCACAGACACAAUCGCCUGGAUUGGAGCACGGCACAAAGGGCCAGGAGGGACUGCUUCCAUGACGCAGCCUUUGUGGAGUACCUCACGCAGACCACCUAA